AUGAAUUGCAUGAAAUAUGAAAUUAGAUCAGCAAUAGGGGAAGUUAUUACGUUGAUAUCUUCACAAAAAUACGAUGAUAAUACACAACAAAUACACAAUAAUAAAGCUUCCCAUUUACAAGGUGAACUUAAUAAAAGAUUUGGAGGAUCAACUCAAAUGUUAUCAAUCUAUGAAAAUGCAAAAUGUAGCGAUGAAAUAUGCGCUGCUUUACUAGGUCGUGUCAAAAUUGCACAAGAGGUUGUUAGAUCCUUGCAAUGUGAAUUACAGGUGAAUGAAGAAAAUUUUAGAAAUCAAGACUAUCAAUAUGAUUGGUUUAAAUUUAUUUUUGCUUUGGAGAAUAUUAAGAA
Messenger RNA from Dentiscutata erythropus, 347 nucleotides. The record is from the annotation of a GenBank genome assembly. Lineage: Eukaryota; Fungi; Glomeromycota; Glomeromycetes; Diversisporales; Gigasporaceae.